Molecule: messenger RNA, 1567 nt
Organism: Kogia breviceps (pygmy sperm whale)
Lineage: Eukaryota; Metazoa; Chordata; Mammalia; Artiodactyla; Physeteridae
Gene: FGL2
Product: fibrinogen like 2
Source: RefSeq, a predicted model, not a curated record
CUCAGGAAGGCAGCUGCAGCUCUUAAAAAGAGCUCUAGCCCGGCCCCCUUCCCUGCUGGGGCGAGCGCCACUGCAAAGAUGAAGUUGGCGGAGUGGUGCUGGCUGAGCUCGGCUGUCCUUGCUGCUUAUGGUUUUUUGGUUGUGGCAAACAAUGCAACAGAGGAAAUUAAAGAUGAAGCAGCCCAGGACGCCUGCCCGGUGAGACUAGAAAGCAGAGCGAAAUGCGAGGAGGGAGGCGACUGUCCCUACCAGGUGAACCUGCCCCCGCUGACUAUUCAGCUCCCUAAGCAGUUUGGCAGGAUCGAGGAGGUGUUCAAAGAAGUCCAGAACCUCAAGGAAAUUGUAAAGAGCCUGAAGAAGUCUUGCCAAGACUGCAAACUGCAGGCUGAUGACAGCCGAGACCCGGGCAGAAAUGGACUGCUGUUACCGGGCACAGGAGCUCUGGGAGAAGCUGGUGACAACAGAGUUAAAGAGUUAGAGAGCGAGGUUAACAAGCUGUCCUCUGACCUUAAGGAUGCCAAGGAGGAGAUCGACGUGCUUCAGGGUCGCCUGGAAAAGCUGAAUCUUGUAAAUAUGAACAACAUAGAACAUUAUGUUGAUAGCAAAGUGGCAAACCUAACAUUUGUUGUCAAUAGUUUGGAUGGCAAAUGUUCAUCUAAGUGUCCUACUCAAGAACAAAUACAAUCACGUCCAGUUCAACAUCUUAUAUAUAAAGAUUGCUCUGAAUACUACACAAUAGGCAAAAGAAGCAGUGAGCUCUACAGAGUUACACCGGAUCCCAAAAUUAGUAGCUUUGAAGUUUUCUGUGACAUGGAGACCAUGGGGGGAGGCUGGACAGUGCUGCAGGCACGUGUUGAUGGAAGCACCAACUUCACCAGAACAUGGCAAGACUACAAAGUAGGCUUUGGAAACCCCAGAAGAGAAUUUUGGCUGGGGAACGAUAAAAUCCAUCUUCUGACUAAGAGUAAGGACAUGAUUCUAAGAAUAGAUCUUGAAGACUUUAACGGUGUCAAGCUCUUUGCCUUGUAUGAUCACUUUUAUGUGGCCAACGAGUUUCUCAAAUACCGUUUACACAUUGGUAACUAUAAUGGCACAGCUGGAGAUGCCUUACGUUUCAGUAAACAUUACAACCACGAUCUGAAGUUUUUCACCACCCCAGAUAGAGACAACGAUCGAUACCCCUCUGGGAACUGUGGGCUCUACUACAGUUCAGGCUGGUGGUUUGAUGCAUGUCUUUCUGCAAACUUAAAUGGCAAAUAUUAUCACCAGAAAUACAGAGGUGUCCGAAAUGGGAUUUUCUGGGGGACCUGGCCUGGUAUAAGUGAGGCACAACCUGGUGGCUACAAGUCCUCCUUCAAAGAAGUCAAAAUGCUGAUCAGACCCAAGCACUUUAAGCCAUAAAUCACUAAUGCUCAUUCUUUUAGGUAUUCAUUACCUAAUAGGGCAAUUAAUUCCUUCAGCACUUUGGAAUAUGUUUCAUACUCUUUUUCCAUGGCUUAAAAUUUCUGAGCAAUGGGUUCUUAUGCUAUACAGCAUUUGAAAUAAAGCGAAAAAUAUGCCAUUUAAA